Messenger RNA from Paramecium octaurelia, 2616 nucleotides. NCBI's taxonomy places the organism in Eukaryota, Ciliophora, Oligohymenophorea, Peniculida, Parameciidae. The record is from the annotation of a GenBank genome assembly.
UAUUUAUAUUAAAAUGAUCCGCCCACGUUAUGAAAGCCAAAAGGACCAUCCCUUGCAGACAGAUGUGGCCUGUUUCUUAAUGGUCAUUGAAGUUCAGAGGUUACUGGAUGAAAACACUUAAUUGAAGGUGGAAAUGCAAGAGAUCUUGGCACGACAACUUGACAGAGCCAAUUAUGAACAAUAGAUUAAGGAUCUGAUGGAACGUCUUCGUUAACUGCAAGGGUAUGUUGGAAUUGUAAUCAGGUUAGUUUGGUAGCAGAUCUUACAAAGGAAAAUAAGUAGCUCAAAUAACGAUAAGCUGAUUAAGAUGCUGAACUAGCAGACUUAAAAUAAUUUGUUGAAGAAAAUAACCUGGAGGAGAAAUAGGAAUAGCAAGAAGCAGCUGCCAAAGAAUUAGACGAUCUCAAAGAUUAAUUAGAAAGAGAUCAAAAAGAUAGGGUAUGAUAUGUGCUUAUUGAAUAGGAUGAUCAAAAGGCUUUUUAUGAAGGUUUACUUGCAGAUAAAGAUGAUUUGAUAGCUGAACUCAGAAGACAAUUAAAAGAUGCUGAUGAGAAAUUCAAUAAUUAUCGUAGAGAAAAGGAGUAGAUUAUCAAGGAAAAAGAUUAUGAUAUCAAGAACAAGGAGAGAGAGAUCAAGGACUUACUAAGGAGAUUAGCUGAAUUCGAGGCAAAAUUAUAAGGUAAAAGACCUGAUGAAAUUCAGCGAGAUAUGGAUAGAUUAAAAAAGGAAUUAGCUGAUAAAGACAAGGAGAUUGAUAAAUUAAAAAAGAAAUUAGGAGAUCUAGAAGCUUAAUUGGCUCUAUUGAAACAAUAAUUGCAGGAUGCUAAAGAUAAACUCAAAGAUGCUUUAUCUCAAUUGGCAGAAGCAAAGAAUUAGGCAACUUAGGCAGCCAAAGACAAUGAUGCUAAAAAUCAAAGGAGAAUCAGGGAACUAGAAUAAUUGGUUGAGUAAUUGAAGGCUGAAAUUGACAGAUUAAACGCUUUGAUAGAUAAAUUGAAUUAAGAUGUUGCAUCUGGAAUUGAAAGAGAAAAAUAAUUGAAUGAUAAUUUACAAAGUAAUCUCAAUAUUCUAAAUUAGAAUAACUAAGUGAUAACGGGUCAGUUUCGGCAGCCAGAUAAAAUAGAUAAGCCAAAUAAGCAGAGCAAGCUUAAUAGUAAUUAACCUAGGCUGCCUAGAAGUUAAAGGAUACUGAAAAGGAUAACAAUGAACUCAAAAAGAAAUCAAAUGAGUUGGAUAGAUAAUUAGAAGAAGCUAAAAAACUAAUUAAAUAAUUAUAAGAUGAAAUUGCUGCCUUAAAGGAAAAAUUAUUAUUGGCUCAGACUGAAAAUGACGAUCUCAGAAAUUAAUUAAAUGACUUAUAAGAUUAGCUGACUGAGGCUUAGUUGGAUAAGGAUUAUCUCUAAAAAUCACUUAAAGAUUAAGAAGAUGAACUCAACAGAGUUAAUGAUUAAAUAUAAGAUUUAAAUAAUGAAAAAGAAUAAGCACAAGCUGCUGUUUUGGAGGCAAAAUCAUAACUUCAGAAUUUAGAAGACGAAAAAGCUUAAGAAGAUGCUGAUAAAGAAAAAGAUUAAGAUAGAUUAAAUGAGUUGGAAGAUAAGAUAGCUGAUCUUGAAGAUUAAAUCGACGACUUAGAGAAAACAAGGAAUCGUUUGCUUAAUCAAAUUCAAGAUUUAAUAGAUAAGCUGCAUGAUGAAAGAGAAUUGUGUGAAUAUUAUCAUAAACUCUGUUCUGAUUAAGAACACUAAAAUAAAUUAUUAUAAGAUUAAGAAAAUAAAUUAAAGGAGUAAGUAGAAAAAUUGAAUAAUGAUAUUGAACAGAUGGAAGAAGAUCAUGAUGAAGCAUAGAAGAGACUCAUAGAAUUGGCUUCGGAAUAAGAGGCCCUUAAGGAGUUAGCUGCUUCUAAUUAAGAUAAUGUGAUUGACAAAGAGGCUUAUGACAACUUAUUGAAUUAGUUGGAUGAGAAAAAUAAAGAAAUUGAAGAUCUAAACGAAUUAUUAAGAAGAUACGAAUAAUAAUUCAAAAUGUUAAGAGCUGAAUUGGCCAGAGUGAAUUUAGCUUAAUUAAAGGAAAAGAAAACUAAAUAAGAUACUGAGGCCUUGUUAACCAAAAUCAUGAUUAUGUAGGCUGAAAAUGAUCGUUUAUAAUAGGCUGCCAAAUAAUUAUCAUCACAAGUUGCUUAACCUGAAGGAUUGAAAAAGGCUGGAAGUUAGAUUAAUGAUACUCCUUAAGGAAAACUAGAAUCCUUGCAAAAGGAAAAUCUCAAACUUGAAGACCAAGUUAGUGAGUAUGAAAAUAAGAUUGCUUUGUUGACUAUGGAGUUGAAGAGGUUGAAAGACUCAAAGUAAUUGCAUAUUUGUAAUAAUCUUUUAGGCCUGAGAUUCUCCCGAUCAAAUCCAAUGGUAGCAACGAGCAACAACUCUAAUUACAAGUUCAAUAAUUAUAACAACAAGUGUAAUAAUUAUAGAACGGAGGACUAUUGUAAUCAAAUGGAUAGCCUAUAUCGAAAGAGGAUAGAAGACUAUCUGAUUUGUUAUGCCUGGUGACAAUCAUGGCUGCUGAAAUCGAGAACCUUAGAACUCUCGUUGCCUCGCAUUGAGAUGAAUAAAUAUAAGAUAC